Messenger RNA from Anopheles arabiensis, 1590 nucleotides. RefSeq names its product leucine-rich repeat protein SHOC-2-like. NCBI's taxonomy places the organism in Eukaryota, Metazoa, Arthropoda, Insecta, Diptera, Culicidae. The coding region runs from base 1 to 1590 and encodes 529 amino acids. The record is from RefSeq and is a predicted model, not a curated record. The transcript is spliced from 2 exons. Gene Ontology annotation, molecular function: protein binding. Gene Ontology annotation, cellular component: extracellular matrix.
AUGCUUGCUGUGCCGAGCAGUUCAGCGUUUCAAUUUAUCUGUCAGCAGAAAAACGGCAACUACAAGUGCACCGUCUCCAACUACCAACCCAGCCUGGAAGGGACGUUCGUGUUUAACCACGUUCCAAAUGAAGCACAAAGUAUCGCAUUUAAAAAUCUCAUCAGUCCACCCAUUGUAGGCAGAUCGUUGUUCGGAAAUAUUCCAUCAUCCAUAUCAACGGUAGAGUUGCAUGAGUCCAGCUCCAUGCGAACUUUAAUUGUGCCUAAUGCAACGUCCAUUAAGGAGCUUAUCAUUGCAGAGCCGACACUCAGUCGCUUACAUUUCCUACCGAACGGUACACUCUCGAAGCUGUACAUCUUGAGAAGCAGCUUAGCCACUGUUCCACUAACGCUGAAAAACCUACCCAAGCUGUCCGUCCUCAAGCUAAGUCAAUCGCCCAUCGAACAGAUCGCCUUCGAAUCGUUCUGUAACUUAUCCGCUCUUACUAGUCUUAAUCUAAAGAACAACCUCAUCGCUAGCCUAACCUUCCAAGCUUCUAGUGCCACGUCCCAGUGCUAUGCAUCAUUGGCAAGAGUGUCUUUAAGCAGCAAUAAGCUUAAACAUGUAAAUAUGACUGUGUUCGCAGCCAUGCGUGAACUCGAAAUCAUCGAUCUGGAGUACAACCAAAUAGAGGUCGUUGCUGGUCGUCUUUCCAAUCCAAAGAUUACAACGGUCAUACUAUCCAACAACAAUCUGUUUACGAUCAAUAUGUGCGAAUGGAACACGAUGCUAUUGAUAAAAUCGUUUUCCUUGGCCGUGAACAGCUUGUCACAGAUUCCGCAAUGCUUGGGCCGUAUGCGAAGGGUACAGUUUCUAAACUUCAACCACAACAAGCUCACCCGCAUUACGAUCGAUUCGUUUGUGAUGCUAACUGAGCUGAGGUCGCUACAUUUUACCAAUACGCUGGACUUGAUGCAUAACAAAAUCCACACGAUCACCAGUACGCUUAGCGAUGGCCAACGGCGUCGCCUCUUCUUGCUGGAUCUGAGCAACAAUCAACUCCAAACCGUUAACCUCGAGGUUCUUGCUCCCAUCGGAUGGUUUGUGUAUGUGGACUUUUCGCACAACAAAAUCAACCUACUCGUUGGACGAUUUUCUGGCGAUGACAUGAGAAGCAUUAAGCUAUCCAAUAACCGUCUCAAAGUGCUUGACUUUUGUCAGUGGGAACCUGUGCCACGGUUUACUUUUAUAUAUUUUGGAUCGAAUGAGCUUUCCCACAUGCCCAACUGUCUUGAACGUUUCGCGACCCUUACCUACAUAGGCUUCCAAAGCAAUAAGCUCAAUAGUGUAAGCAUGGACGUGUUUGGCGCGAUGGACAACCUCACUACUUUGGAUCUAUCGUCGAAUGAGAUCUCCCGCAUAGCCUUCCACGAAGAUCGACAUCCCAAACGAUUGUCAAGGCUUAUUUUGAGCAAAAAUAAGGUGGAAUGUAGCCACGAUAAUGACAUGCCGUUCUGUCCGCUGGAAAUUGAAUUUAAAUCAAGAGACAAGAAUAGUGACUGGGAACGAAAUAACAACUCUUUACGAGAGCAGCUAACGAUCGUUACUUAA